CCUCCAAUAUAGCAGUGUAUGGUAUUGCUACUCAGUCGAGCACUCACCAACAGGCAAACAAAGCUAUCGAUGGGAAGACUGAUGACUCCUGCUCCAUUACUAAGCAGGAAGAUGACCCCUGGUGGAGACUGGACCUCCGCCAAAAGUGCCAGAUAUGGUCCAUCAAAAUAACCAACCACAUGAAGGAGAGAGAGGCAGCGAUCGCGGGAGCAGAAAUCCGGAUUGGUGACUCGGGCCAGAAAGAUGGCAUCAAUAGCCCAAAGUGUACCACAGUGGAAUCCAUGGCUCUCGGAGCGACAGACAUCUUUAACUGUACAGGAAUGCAAGGUCGAUAUGUGAACAUUAUUCGCCCUGGAAACAAAAAGCUGACUCUGUGUGAGGUGCAGGUCUUCGGUCAACCUCUCUUCAUAAUAAAGCCCUGCCAAUGGUAACUGUCCACUCAUCAAUAGGUCCAGUAAUCUCUCUUCCAGCUUUCCCUAACCCAUGUCUUUGUCUCCUCCUGCUUCCUUCUAUAUUCAUUGAUGGGAUGUGAGCAUCGCUGAGCAGAUCAGAAUUAAUUACUCACCCCCCAAACCAUCCUUCCUUGGCCAUUCCAGAGGGAAGGACAGAGUCACCCACAUUGCUGUGGGUCUGGAGUCACAUGUAGGCCAGACCAGGGAAGGAUGGCAGAUUCCUUCCCUAAGGACAUUGGUGACCCAGAUGGGGUUUAAUGACAAUCGAUCAUUGUUUGCCAGUCACUGUUAACUCCGAGGGUUUCUACAUUCUCAACUGACCAGUUGAAUUUAAAUUUAACCCCAGUGAACUGGGAACCUGCGCCCACAGGAUAUUCACUUGAAUGCCUGGAUUGCUGGUUCCACCUCAGUGCCAACACCCCUGGAGUCAGCACAGUCAGUCUGUUCACAAUCUGUUUCGCAGCUGUCUUCAUCAACGGCUUUUCUGUCUCCGAGAUUAUCAUGUCACAGAAUGAUACACCAUGGAAAGAAGCCAUUCAGACCAUCCAACUUGAGAUGCUAGCUCAUUGAGAAAACGAUUGAAUUAGUCACAUGGCCCUGUCUGAUCGAUAGAAUAAAAUAGAUUCCCUACAGUGCGGAAACAGGCCAUCCAGCCCAACAGGUCCACACUGACCCUCCAAAGAGUA
This is a messenger RNA of Chiloscyllium plagiosum (whitespotted bambooshark), 1138 nucleotides long. NCBI's taxonomy places the organism in Eukaryota, Metazoa, Chordata, Chondrichthyes, Orectolobiformes, Hemiscylliidae. The record is from RefSeq and is a predicted model, not a curated record.